Candidozyma auris is the source of this 1272-nucleotide messenger RNA. It is a transcript of the gene RRP8, whose product is annotated as 25S rRNA (adenine645-N1)-methyltransferase. The transcript has a single exon. Gene Ontology annotation, molecular function: rRNA (adenine) methyltransferase activity. Gene Ontology annotation, biological process: rRNA methylation; ribosomal large subunit biogenesis. Lineage: Eukaryota; Fungi; Ascomycota; Pichiomycetes; Serinales; Metschnikowiaceae. Bases 1 to 1272 code for a protein of 423 amino acids. The record is from RefSeq and is a predicted model, not a curated record. Gene Ontology annotation, cellular component: nucleolus.
AUGUCAUUAUUUGAGGUCAAGGGCUGGAAUCUCAAGGCGGAUAAGAUUGCCGUUGGGGGCGCAAACCCAAAUGACAAGAAGAAGUCUCAGAAGAAAGAGAGAAAGGAGAAGAAGAGAACGCUAGAGAGUGAGAAGACUGUUGACGUUAAGGCAUCUGACAGUCAGAGAUCUAGGGAUACGAAACCAACGGAAGAGAAGUCCAGAAAGAAGAAGAAAAUCGAAAGAGUGGCAUCAGAUGAUUCCACCCUUGAAGACAAGCACCUGAAAGUCAAAGACCAUGAGAAAAGUGCUUCCAAACCCCACCCAAGCAAAUCGGAUCAGUUCAUCACAAAAGAGCCUGCUUCUGAAAGAAAACUUACACCUUUGCAACAAAAGAUGAUGGCCAAGCUCUCGGGCUCCAGAUUUAGGUGGAUCAACGAACAAUUAUAUACAACGUCGUCAGAGAAUGCAUUGAAACUAGUACAAGAGCAGCCAGCGUUGUUCGAUGAGUAUCACGAAGGAUUUAGGUCGCAGGUGCAACUGUGGCCAGAAAAUCCUGUCGACGUAUUUGUUCAGCAGUUUGAAGCCCGAACAGCGAAGCCUGUCAAUGCACCCGGCGGAUUGCCUGGUUUGCCUGAUAAGAGUAUAGUAGUAGCCGAUAUGGGCUGUGGAGAAGCCCAAUUGGCAUUGGACAUUCAAAAUUUUGUCAAGAAACAUAACAGCAAAAAUCAAAAGAAGAAAGGCGGAAAACAGCAUGGUGAUCGCAAUGGACCCGCAAAAUCUUUGAAUGUGACGGUACACAGUUUCGACUUGAAAAAGGCCAAUGAUAGGAUUACAGUUGCUGAUAUAAAAAAUGUGCCUUUGCCCGAUGAAUCAUGCAGCAUUGUGGUAUUCUGUUUGGCUCUCAUGGGCACCAAUUUUUUGGACUUUGUUGAAGAGGCCUAUAGAAUUCUAGCGCCAAAUGGGGAACUCUGGAUUGCCGAGAUCAAGUCAAGAUUCGCCGAGUCGACCAAUGCAAAGACCAGAAAUGCUGAGGAUGUUGGAUCUGAGUUUGUUGAGUCACUUAAGUUGCUUGGAUUUUUCCACAAGAAGACCGAUAACGAGAACAAGAUGUUUACGCGAUUUGAAUUUUUCAAGCCUUCUAAAGAGAUUAUAGCACAAAGGAAAGCCAAGUUAGAGAAGAAGAAGAAGUUCAUUGAGCAGGAGACUAAAAGAGAGGAGCUUGAACUGAAGCGCAAGGAAAGGGCAGAGGGAGAAUGGUUGUUGAAGCCCUGUAUUUACAAGAGAAGGUAG